This is a messenger RNA of Cygnus olor (mute swan), 4955 nucleotides long. RefSeq names its product P2Y purinoceptor 1-like. Gene Ontology annotation, cellular component: membrane. The transcript has a single exon. Gene Ontology annotation, biological process: G protein-coupled receptor signaling pathway. The record is from RefSeq and is a predicted model, not a curated record. Gene Ontology annotation, molecular function: neuropeptide receptor activity. The coding region runs from base 1881 to 2918 and encodes 345 amino acids. NCBI's taxonomy places the organism in Eukaryota, Metazoa, Chordata, Aves, Anseriformes, Anatidae.
ACCUCUUUGAAAAAAAAAAAUAAAGAAAAAAAAAAAGUCUCACUGCUCACACAGUAAAAGCAAAACAUUGUUUACAAAGAGAAUUAUUUACUGUGAUCAGCUGGUGCGCUGCCCGAGUACAGGUGGUUAAUUCAGUUUGCUAUCGGAACACGGCAAACCUCUGGCAGGCAGCAAACUGCAGAGCGAACCUGGCCCCGGCUGCAGCUUUUCUGGGCUUUCUUUGUUUCUUUUUACCUCUGCAGUGGCUGUGCCACAAAAGCAGUGACAUGAGGCUCACGUAGACCUUAAAACCACAAUGUUCCUCUGUUGACACAGAGAAGACAUGUUCAGCAUACUGAAAAUCCUGGUUUGAAGCCAGUUCUAGUUCCAUGGUGGGACAUGGCCACCAAGGUGAUUUCCCAAUUCUCAGCCCCCUCUGGAUGACAACAAAACCCAAAAAGGUCACUUUUUAAGUGGCAACCUGCAAUUCUUAUCUCACACAGCAAUGACUCAACACACCUCUUGGAUUUUUUUUUUCUGGCAGCAAAAUGUCACUUCUCCCUGAUUCACUCAGCAGAAAACAUCUAAACAAUGAAUUAAUGAAUCCGAAUAAAUCAGAGCUAUUUUUCCCCAAGAAUAGAGGGAAAUUGACUCUUGAGAUUCGAUUGUGAGGCUCACAAUGUCCGCCGUUCCCCCUGAAGCUCUGCUGCCCUGGAAAUGUGCCUUUGAGGUGUUUGUGCUCAUCGCAGCCCCCGACACUGUGAGUUCUGGGCUUUGCCUGCCCUUUGGGGUGUGGGUUAAACUCUCCGCACCAACAGAUAAUUGUGGUCACCCCUAAAACUCAACCCCAACGAGAACCCAGCUCCCCUCGCACACCGCUGCCACAUCCAUGCACCAGCGACAUGUGAUCUGGCAGCCACGCUGCUGAGCCCGUGGUGAGCAAUACAGCGCAGGUCAUUUCCUAGCAAGCACAUGUAGCCUCCGAAAGAGAAACUGUGGGCUACCACAUGAGUAAACACCACACAGAACCGUUUUUUUUUUUUUUUUUUCCAUUCAGCCCUGUGAAUGAUGAUGUUUAAACGCAUGGAAAUGGCUGAGAAAGGGCUGGUGAGCCCCUUGGUAAAACUAAGCACUUUUAGAUACCUCCCUGGGCACAAGGGUGCAGUGCUCAACAACAAAACAAGAUUUUUUUUCUUAUUUUUUUGCUAUUGGUGCACCUCUAGUGAGAGUGAAAUUCUGGACGGAGUGGCAUGCCAGGAGCACGGUCCCACAAAUACCCCACCCCGCUGCAGUCAGAAAAGCCACAUCCCCACGGGAACCUCUUUGCAGCUGCACACCCUGGGGCAUGCCUGCAGCCCUCAGAUUUCACCCCAUAGGCAAGCAAAAAAACGUAUGGAUCAAAACUGCUCAGAGGAAGAGGAUUUUUGUCUGUAUUUGGGGGAGGGAUGUCAAAGCGGGCAGCAGCAGUAAGCUGUCGCAGGGUGUUGAGGCUGUUUUUGGGGAUGGGGUGACCACCUUCACCCCAACAGGAUGGGACAGAGCCACAGCAGUGAACUGACGAGCUCUCCCACCGGGUGCAUCGCGGGGCCACCCCAGUGCAUGCAUCCCUUCCUCCCGCCCCCUCCAGCACCACCAGAAAUAGCCGGGAGCUCUGGCGCCGGGCUCAAAAUACCUCCAGCGGGCUGACAACAGGGAGCUGAGCAGAGGACGGCCUCAGCCAUCCACCUCCCGGGCUCUCUGCUCCCCGUGCCCCCCGGCCAAAGGGCAUCAGAGAGGGGAGGCGAGGGCAGCCACAGCCCCGGGCCGGAUCCUGACGCUGCUGCAAGCACCGCCCCAGGCACCGCCGCUGCCAGCACCGCCCUGUUUCCUCCCCAGCCCUGGGCCAGCUUCUGCAGCACCCGAUGGCGGCCCAGGCUCCGGUUUGGGGCAACUCCAGCAGCGCCUCAUGCCCCAUCAACACCGCCUUCGCCCAUCGCUUCUUGCCCGGAGUCUACCUGGUGGUGACCCCCCUGGGGCUGGUGGGGAACGUGCUGGGGCUGUGGCACCUGUGGGCCGCUCCCCGCCGCCCCCUCAGCCUGCUGGUGGGCAACCUGGGCCUGGCCGACCUGCUGUACGUGGGCACGCUGCCCUUCCUCGUCAGCUACUACCUGCGGGGCAGGGCCUGGCCCUUCGGCAGGGCCUGGUGCCGGCUCACACGGGGCCUCUUCCACCUCAACCUCUACGCCAGCAUCGGCUUCCUCACCUGCAUCAGCCUCCACCGCUACCUGGGCAUCGUGCACCCGCUGCGGGCACGGGGUAGGUGCCAGGAUGUCUUCUCCUCCGUGUGGCUCAGUGCCGCGGUUUGGGGGUGGGUGGUGGCGCAGGUGGCCCCCGACCUCGCCUUCAGCAAGAUGGACCCUGCGGAGAUGCAGUGCCACGACACCACGGAGCGGGACAGCCUGGACAGUUACUUGGUGUACACCGCAGCCAUCACCGUCACUGGGUUCGUCGUGCCCUUCCUCAUCAUCAUCGGCUGCUACUGCCACGUGGUGGUGGUGCUCUGCAGGAACAACACCAUGGACCCCAGCCUCAGGAGAAGAAGCAUCAGACUGGUGGUUCUCGUGAUGGUCCUCUUCUCUGUCUGCUUCCUCCCCUACCACAUCUUCAGGAACCUCAACUUGCUGUUCCGGCACUGGCAACAGCAAGGGUCCUGCACGCAGGCUUCAAGGGACAUCUACGUCUCCUACCAGGUAACAAGGGGCCUGGCCAGCUUCAACAGUGCCCUCAACCCCCUGCUCUACAUAAUGACCAGCAAGGACUGCACGUCACGUAUGAGAACCAUCUACCGAAGGGCCAAGCAGUCCCUGGGAUCCGUCUUCACAAGGGAAACCUCUCGCCAAGCAUUUGAGACGAGGACAAGCAACAUCUCUGGUGAGCAGGAGGCUUCUGAUGAGCUCUGAGGCACCCAGCCCGACUCCUUCCCCAAAAGAUGUGCUGCAUCGGCUUGUGCUUGGCUCCUUCUUGGUAUCAGCCCCUUGUCCCCACCACGACGUCUGCUUUGCGAAGAGAUGGUGACCUUGGCACCACCAGCUCCAUCCUGGUGCCAGGGACGGACAGGACCGUGGGCGUCAGACACCAAAGCGAGGUCAGGUUUUAGAGCAAAGCUACCAAACCCAACCGCUUUGCCUACAAUAUGCCAGGAGAUGGAACAAAAUAGAUGCUGCCUUUACCCCAUUCCUGAAAUAUUUCUCAGCCCUGCCUCCAAUGCAGCAGUCCGAGGGGGGUUAACAGCCCUUGGCUGCUCUUUGGGCUUCUCGAAGAUCAAGGGAUGGGGACGAGCGAUGCUUGGCCCUGCAGCACCUUCAAGCUGCCAGACUUUUGGGGGGGACGUGGGCUGGAGAUGGGCUCCUUCCCUCACCCAAGGAGAGGGCAGUGUUAAUUGACUACUGGCAUUGCAGGGCUGCUGAGAGGGGAAGUGCUUUGGAAAAGGAAAUAUUCAUAAAAAUAACUCAGUUUAAAGACAUGACUAAACCUUGCCAGUUGCUGGGCUAGUUGUUCUGGGUGAUUGAGCUGCUUCAGGAUCUGUUAUCCUCUGCUGCCCACCUUCUUCACAGACAAAAAAAAAAAAAAAAAAUGUAUUUCAGCAUUACUCACUCUCUUCUGGAAGACCAUAUAGCAGGCAACAACAAAUUGGCAUUUAAAAGUUUCCAAAGGUUUUGGUUUUUUCUUCCUUAUUGUUCUUUGCAAGGCAAAUGACGGCAGCAGCCUGAACCCGGGGCUCAGCAGGCAGCUCCCCGGAGAGCGCCGAGCCCCGCAGGUGGGCGGCUGCAGCUCGCUCUCCCAUCCAGCCCCACGAGGAUGUUUAAAAUUAGAUGUGUCUGUUGCAAAUUAGAUGUGCAAAUGCCAGCUGAAGAGAGGCUCGAAGACUUCUGGAGGUAAGGGUGGCUGGGGAGGGCAGGAUGUGCACCAGUGCCUGUGGUGGCCGUGGGGAGGAACAGAGACUCCUGAGCAGUUUUCCCUUCUGCUCUCUGUGUUCCCCACCAUGAACAGCUGAAAUAUUUCAGUCCUUGUGAAAAGAAGACUGCACGCCUUCAGUCCUGCAAGGUGUUUUGCAGCAGCAGCUUUUGCACCCCUGCUGAAGAGAGGAGGCUGUGAGUUAGAAGCGCCCCGUGCUGGGAAAGCACCAGCCCACGGGCGCUGCGUGUCGGAGCAAAUUCUUACCAGCCGGCAGCCGCUCACAGCCCCACCUCACCGCUCCGCGCAGGAAGCCGUGGCUGGCUUUCAGGCAGAGUUAAUACGCCUAAUGUGCAAAUAAACACUUCGUGCUUUCAGUCGUGAGUUGUCUGACUUCUGUUAGAGCUUUACGGGGACACGGGAGCCAGCUGUCCUGCAGGCAGGAGCAGCGGGGAGCUCCCCAGGGCUCUACAGAGGGGAGCUGCUGGGAGCACCCAGCGAGGCUGCAGGCAGCUGGCAGAGAGAUCACCAGAGCCUGCUCUGGGUCUGCCGGGGUCUAGCACAGCCCCAAAACUUUCAUCUCCUGCCUCAUCCUCAGGAAAACAAAAGGCAAAGCUUAGUUCUCAGGUGAGCUGAUCUUUUGUCUCUGCAUCAGGUGUUUGGGGCGUUAGGACCAGGGCUGGCCUCUGCUGCUUGCACGCUCCCAGGAUCUGUGUUCCUCCAGAGCUCUGAACUCUUUUACUCCUUUUCGGAAAAAAAAUAAAAUCUCCUCCCACCCAACUCCCCCCUCCAGUGCCCCCCAUGUCACUGUUAAGGAUGAUUUAAAGAUCUGCAUCCCAAGACCCAGCUCCGAGCCCCAGGGGCUGUUGCUGCCCUAGCACAUCUCAUUUUUCUGUGUCCCACAUCCAUCAAACCACCAAAAGCCAUUAAGGAUCCACAUGCCGGGAUGAUAUUUCUGGGAUUUUGUGGUACCUUGUGCUUUGCAGCCCUCUCAAUCAAGUGCUCAAUCGAGCGCUGCUGUCCACAUAAGCUGCAAAAAACAC